GGAAACGCAGUGUUGUUGCUGUGGUUUUUGUUGGGGCUAGGCAGAGCUGUCAUAUUUGCUAGCGAACGUAUUAACCACUCUCUUGUCAUGUCAAGAGCAAUCUGUCCCCUCACAACACAGGGCUGGUAACGAGUUCAUUUCUUCACAUAUCCACCUUUGGAUACGGUCAGAGGACAGAAAUCUGGGCGGAGAGCAGAAGAGUGAGAUGAAAUGACAACGUCAACAUUACAGAAAGCGAUUGAUCUUGUGACUAAAGCCACAGAGGAAGACAAGGCAAAGAAUUAUGAGGAGGCCUUGCGCCUGUAUCAGCAUGCUGUGGAGUAUUUCCUACAUGCCAUCAAAUAUGAGGCCCACAGUGACAAGGCAAAGGAGAGUAUACGAGCAAAGUGUAUGCAGUACCUGGACCGAGCGGAGAAACUUAAGGACUAUCUGAAAAAUAAAGACAAACAGGGCAAGAAGCCUGUCAAGGAGGCACAGAGCAAUGACAAGAGUGAUAGCGACAGCGAGGGGGAAAAUCCAGAGAAGAAGAAACUGCAGGAGCAACUUAUGGGUGCCAUUAUAAUGGAGAAGCCUAAUGUCAGGUGGAACGACGUGGCUGGACUGGAGGGCGCUAAGGAAGCUCUUAAAGAAGCUGUCAUCCUGCCCAUCAAAUUCCCUCACCUCUUUACAGGCAAGCGAACUCCGUGGAGAGGCAUCCUGCUGUUCGGCCCUCCGGGGACAGGGAAGUCGUACCUGGCUAAGGCCGUGGCCACUGAGGCCAAUAACUCCACCUUCUUCUCUGUCUCCUCCUCAGACCUCAUGUCCAAAUGGCUCGGAGAGAGUGAGAAGUUGGUGAAGAACUUAUUUGACCUGGCUCGCCAGCACAAACCGUCAAUCAUCUUCAUCGAUGAGGUGGACUCGCUGUGCGGCUCCAGGAACGAGAACGAGAGCGAGGCCGCCCGUCGCAUCAAGACAGAGUUCCUGGUCCAGAUGCAGGGUGUGGGAAACAACAAUGAUGGUAUCUUGGUGCUGGGAGCCACCAACAUCCCCUGGGUGUUAGACGCUGCCAUCCGUAGAAGAUUUGAGAAGCGUAUCUACAUCCCUCUCCCGGAGGAGCAAGCUCGGGCUCAGAUGUUUCGUCUCCAUCUGGGCAACACGCCGCACAGCCUGAGCGAGGCCGACCUGCGGCAGCUCGCCCGCAAAACAGACGGCUACUCUGGCGCCGACAUCAGCAUCAUUGUCCGUGAUGCUCUCAUGCAGCCUGUUAGGAAGGUCCAGUCCGCCACGCACUUCAAAAAGGUUCGCGGGCCAUCCCGAAGCAACAACCAGGUGAUGGUGGAUGAUCUCUUGACCCCUUGUUCCCCUGGCGACCCUGCAGCCAUAGAGAUGACCUGGAUGGAUGUGCCUAGUGAUAAGCUACUGGAGCCCAUAGUCUGCAUGUCGGACAUGCUGCGGUCUCUGUCCACCACCCGUCCCACAGUCAACACUGAAGAUCUGCUCAAGGUCAAAAAGUUCACAGAUGACUUUGGGAUGGAGGGCUGAGAGACGGAGCCCCACCCCACCCUACCUCUCCCCAGGCCACCAGAAGGGUCAAAUUGCUCCCAACAGCAGCCCUCCCCUCCGCCUCCCCCCUGCUGUACCAUCCCGUAGGCUUUCAUCUAUCAACUGAGCUCUUGGUUCACUGCCUCUCGUGGAUUUCAAAAUAAAUGUCUGGUCUGUUCGAACAAAGAAAGAAAGCUUGUAUUUCUUACUUCGAACAAUCCAGUACUUUUGAAUCCUUGCAGGAAGUUGACCAACGGCUACAAUAGAGAAAGUGUUGGUGUUAUUUGGUAGUUGGACAAUAGAGCCCAUGACUUUUCCCCAAUUUCAGACAACUUUUGGUUACACAGCAGCCGCUACAGUGUAUUCACUACAAGAACAUUUCAUGUAACCUGCAUUGAUGUGAGGAAAGCUGCAUUUGAAUCUAAGUGCACCAAGUUUGUCCCUCUCUGAGCCGACUCUGUCUGACUGAAGGACUGUACAUUUUGUUGCCAUUGUGCACUUUGCUUUGGAUCGCAAUGAAGGACAGUGAUGUUUGACGAAGGAACAAUAGAGGAAGAAAGUUCUCCUGCCAGGCAUGCAAGUGUGUGAAUGCAUCCAAGUGUUUUUAUUAAACUUGUGUGUCUUUUAAUGUACAUGUCUACAUGUUAAGAGCCCUGUUAUUUUGUUAUUUAAUGAAGAGUUAAAUUAAGUGAUCAUC
Molecule: messenger RNA, 2218 nt
Organism: Micropterus salmoides (largemouth bass)
Lineage: Eukaryota; Metazoa; Chordata; Actinopteri; Centrarchiformes; Centrarchidae
Gene: vps4a
Product: vacuolar protein sorting 4 homolog A
Exons: 11
Coding region: 211-1521 (436 amino acids)
Biological process (GO): vacuole organization; endosomal transport
Molecular function (GO): ATP binding; ATP hydrolysis activity
Source: RefSeq, a predicted model, not a curated record